UGGCAGUCGAAUCUAAGGCCAUGGUCCGCAAUAAUGAAAUCAAAUCUCCAAACCCAUUUCGGAAUUCCUAGUCCGAUCCGAGUAGGAAAACGAAAGCAAAAACCCCAAAAACCACCAACCAGAAAAUUAGAACGAGUCCUUAACCUACGCACCCCCCAAAAACCCAUACCCAAUGUAAACCUGCGCCACCACAUUCUUCACGAUCCGCGGCUUUGAGGACGACAAAAGAGAAAAGAAAAAAAGAAGAAGAAAAAGUUAUAAAAGAAAAGUCGCAUCGCGCGAACUUUCUCAGAAGCCUUCACAUUGAUAACGAUCCAAAACCCCCUCCCUCUCUCUCUCCGCGCUCAAGUUCCUUAGAAUUUCUUGGUCGUUUCGCUGAGAAUGCGAUUGCAAUUGCCCGGAUCCAAGCUUUUGUUUCUAAAUUCGGAGCAUAAUCGGACUGAGUCUACUUAGGGUUUUCAAAGAGGUUCAAGAGUCGAGAAGCUAGGAUUAGGGUGUCAGUAUGUUGCAGGCGGAGGACAGCUCGAAUUGGAAUCAGUUACCGGCCGCCUAUGGAUUCGCCGGCGUGGAUCUCGACGAUGAGGGUAUGUCGAUGGAUGUAGACACGCUCUUAGGCCUUAUCGCUGAAGAAUCCCCGAGUCGUCCACAGAAUUAUUCCUUGGAAAAUCAAUUGCAAGCUGAAGCAGUUUCCGAUGCUCAGCUCCAAAGUGGAUUUCAAGCGUUGAAGGAAGAACCACCAAUUGAAAAUGAUUUAAUGGGUCCAGGCUCAUGGCAUACUCCAUACAGCUUAGAAGCUUCAGAUUCUGGGGCAGGGGGUCCAGACGGCUCUUUUGAAUCUGCAGGGAACCGUGCAAUGAGUUUUGAUUACAAAGAGAUGGAACCAUCAGCACACACUGGUUCUCCUGGGCAUGCCUACUCUACAAGUCUUAAAGACUGGAAUUCCUUGUUUCCAGGCAAUGAGGCUUGCUUUGCAGAGAGGGUUGCAGUUUCACAGCCCACAUGUAGUACGGCAUCUAGUUUUGCUGAAGGGCAUGCUAACCAUAUUUUGGACCACGGAGAUCCCAAUGUCCUGCAGCAGAAAGCUGACAUGGCAGGGAAAGUUGAUUCUGAAUAUGCUACACAAUGCCUUGGUAUUGAGAACAUGGAUCUAAGUUACAGAACCUAUGGCAAUUUGGGGGAGAAUACCAGAGAAACCCAAGGACCUUCAGAAAAUAAUUCCUGCACAUCUAUGGAAACUACUCUCUGUCAAAAUUCUGAUGUUUUCAGUGACCAUUACCCAGCUUUGUGUGGGAUGAGCUUAGAUAAUACGUUUUUGGCUGAUACCUUAAUGCAUCAUAGUCCUACUAGUUAUUAUUUUCCGAGUAAUGAAGAAAUGAUGGCUAAUGUGAAGGAUGAAUCAGGGGAGUUUCCAACUGAUAGUUCAUGUUCAAGUAGUAAGAUGAAUUUAAAUGGUCAGGAGGGAAUAACUGGUAAAUCUUCUUUCCAGCCAUCAAUGAUUGAUGUUUUAGAUGUGGAGUGGAAUUUUGGGUAUGAUAAUUGUUUACCAGCAAUCAGUGGAAAUUCGUCAAUCAAGCCUCUGAGUUAUACUCAGACAUAUAUAUCAAGCAAAAUGGAACCCAUUGGCGUGAAGGAUGAAAUGAUCGAUGAGUUAGUUGCACCUAGUAGUGUUAUGUGCCAUCCCUAUCGAGCCAUGGAUGAAGCUGUCAGUAGACAGUCUUCUUUCAGUGCUGAUGAUCACUUUUUUGACAAACACUCAAAGCUUUCUGGUUUUGGUAUAUCAACUCAGAAUCUUGGUAACCCAGUGGAUCAUAAAGAAGACAUGAUUGUUUCAUAUAAAGGAGCUUGUCAUUUUCAAGAUAAUAUGAAUGGAAGUUCUACAUCUCCCAUUGAUGGUCCAUCUAUGAAUUCAAAUGCCUCGGAACGUUAUUUGCCAGUUGCUCAGCCAUUCACUUCAAGCAAUAAUCAGGCUUACGUUAAGGACGAACAUGCAGAUUCUAAGAGCAUGCAUCUUUCGAAAGUCAGCCCUGAAUCAAUUCAUAGUAACUUCUCUGACAAGUCUCCUGCAGAAGAUGACUUUGAUGUACGCAUCAUUGAAAAUAUCAGUCAUCCUGCACCCUCAAAUCGCUCUCCAGUGGUUAUCAAUACUAGUUACCAUGCGCCCUUGAAUCGCUUUCCAGCACUUGGAAAUACCCUCGUUAAUUCACCACAAUUGGCACCUAGUGAUCAUUACACAGGAGUGGGAGGCAUGAGAUGCAAGGCAAGAGAUGAGCAAUUGAUUUUGAGAGUAGCAUUGCAGGACCUUUCACAGCCGAAGUCGGAAGCUAUUCCACCAGAUGGACUUUUAGCAGUUCCUCUUUUACGACAUCAGAGAAUUGCAUUGUCAUGGAUGGUUCAAAAGGAGACAGCUAGUUUGCACUGUUCGGGAGGAAUUCUUGCGGAUGAUCAGGGAUUGGGAAAAACAAUAUCGACAAUUGCACUUAUACUUAAGGAAAGGCCUCCUUCUUAUGGGGCUUGUCAAGAUGUUAAAAAGCACGAGCUGGAAACUCUUGAUUUGGACAAUGAUGAUGAUAUGCCUUCUGAGAUUGUUGGACGGAAGCAACAUGCUGAUGCCCGUGAGGUUAUCCCAAAUGGAAUUCAAAAGAAGAGCAUGAAACCUUUGGUACAGACAAAGGGAAGGCCAGCGGCUGGAACACUUGUUGUUUGUCCUACAAGUGUCCUCCGCCAGUGGGCUGAGGAGUUGCAUAAUAAGGUAACUGGAAAAGCUAAUAUCUCUGUGCUAGUUUACCAUGGAAGCAACCGAACGAAGGAUCCUUGUGAGCUGGCUAAGUUUGACGUUGUCCUCACAACAUAUUCAAUUGUCAGCAUGGAGGUCCCAAAGCAGCCUCUUGUUGAUGAAGAUGAUGAGGAGAAAGUGAAGCCAGAAGAGAAUGAUAUUCCACAUGUGGGUUUCUCAUCCAGUAAGAAAAGGAAAUAUCCUCAAGGUUCUGCUAAUAAAUGUUCAAAGGGUAAAAAGGGAUUAGAGAGUGCAAUGCUUGAGUCUGUUGCUCGCCCUCUUGCUAAGGUUGGAUGGUUUAGGGUUGUCCUGGAUGAGGCUCAGAGUAUUAAGAAUCACAGAACUCAAGUGGCUAGGGCCUGUUGGGGUCUGCGUGCAAAACGCAGGUGGUGCUUAUCAGGGACUCCUAUCCAGAAUGCGAUUGAUGACCUUUAUAGCUACUUUAGAUUUCUCAAAUAUGAUCCUUAUGCUGUAUACAAGUCAUUUUGCUCUACAAUUAAGGUCCCAAUUAGUAAGAAUCCAGCAAAAGGGUACAGAAAACUACAAGCUGUUUUGAAGACAAUUAUGUUACGCCGCACAAAAGGCACACUUCUUGAUGGCGAACCUAUUAUUACUUUACCACCUAAAUUUAUAGAAUUGAAAAGGGUGGAGUUUUCAAAGGAAGAACGAGAUUUCUAUUCCAGGCUAGAGGCUGAUUCACGUGCACAGUUUGAGGAAUACGCAGCUGCUGGGACUGUCAAACAAAAUUAUGUUAACAUUUUGUUAAUGCUUUUGCGUCUUCGACAAGCUUGUGAUCACCCUCUUCUUGUUAGACGGUAUGAUUCACAUUCUCUAUGGAGAUCUUCAGUUGAGAAUGCAAAGAAACUUCCCCGUGACAAACAACUUUUGCUUAUGAAUUGUUUAGAAGCUUCUUUGGCAAUAUGCAGCCUCUGCAAUGAUCCACCUGAAGAUGCUGUUGUUUCCGAAUGCGGUCAUGUCUUCUGUAGCCAAUGCAUUUCUGAACAUCUUACUGGCGAUGACAACCAGUGCCCCAACACAAAUUGCAAAGUUAGACUAAACGUUUCUUCAGUGUUUUCAAAAGCCACUUUGAACAGUUCUCUAUCUGACCAGCCUAAUCCAGAUAGCAUUGGUUCAGAAGUUUUUGAUGCUGUAGAGUCUUUCUAUGAGGAUCACUCAUAUAAUUCUUCAAAAAUUAAGGCUGCUCUUGAGGUUCUGUGCGCAAUGUGUAAACCGCAGGCUUGUAUUUCUGGAAAUAGUUGCUUAGAUGACCAAGUUGAUAGAAAUGCUGGCUGUCCUGAAAAUUCUUCUGAUAUUUGUGUGGUUGAACCACUUGAGGAUGUUCCUAAUAGACAGAACUUGGAUGUGGUGACGUGUUCUAAGAAUUCAAAUAAGGUAGUUAGAGAAAAAGCAAUAGUCUUUUCACAGUGGACAAGGAUGCUGGACUUGCUUGAAGCGUGCCUUAAAACCUCUUCCAUUGAGUAUAGAAGACUCGAUGGAACAAUGUCAGUUGUUGCUAGAGAUAAAGCUGUCAAGGAUUUUAACACCCUUCCGGAGGUGUCAGUUAUGAUUAUGUCCUUGAAAGCAGCUAGUCUUGGUCUCAACAUGGUUGCAGCUUGUCAUGUUCUUCUUUUGGAUCUUUGGUGGAAUCCUACCACAGAAGAUCAAGCAAUUGAUAGAGCACAUCGUAUUGGGCAGACUCGUCCUGUUACAGUUUUACGGUUGACUGUGAGAGAUACUGUUGAAGAUCGUAUUUUGGCCCUUCAGCAAAAGAAGAGAGAGAUGGUGGCCUCUGCGUUUGGAGAGGAUGAAACUGGUGGUCGCCAGACUCGUCUGACAGUAGAGGAUCUGAAAUACCUGUUUAUGAUGUGAUUAGAGAGUUUUUAUAGGUUGAGCAGAUUUUGUUUUGCUAACACAAAAGGUAUUGUCAAUAGGUUUGUUUUUGGCAUUGGCAGCAGCAUAAUUGAUAGUUGAAGAAGAUUAUCUGACCAUAGAUCUAAAAGGAGUAGCAUGGGGCUCUAUCAACAAGAAGAUUAUGUUCAUAGUCUGUAUAGAAUCACAUGAUCAUUUUUUUUCCAAAAUUUGUUCUCUAGAAAUUUCUAUUCUUUCCCUGCCCUCGUUUUCUCCAUGAUAUUGUAUAGGAUGUGGAGUAGGAAGUUUAAAGCAAUUAAAGAUGUGAAGUUCCAGUGAA
Molecule: messenger RNA, 4961 nt
Organism: Prunus mume (Japanese apricot)
Lineage: Eukaryota; Viridiplantae; Streptophyta; Magnoliopsida; Rosales; Rosaceae
Gene: EDA16
Product: SNF2 domain-containing protein / helicase domain-containing protein / zinc finger protein-like protein
Biological process (GO): DNA repair
Cellular component (GO): nucleus
Molecular function (GO): ATP binding; ATP-dependent activity, acting on DNA; metal ion binding
Source: RefSeq, a predicted model, not a curated record